Salvelinus fontinalis (brook trout) is the source of this 7982-nucleotide messenger RNA. Its product is annotated as nuclear receptor coactivator 2-like. The coding region runs from base 303 to 4913 and encodes 1536 amino acids. The transcript has 21 exons. Gene Ontology annotation, cellular component: nucleus. Gene Ontology annotation, biological process: cellular response to hormone stimulus; positive regulation of transcription by RNA polymerase II. NCBI's taxonomy places the organism in Eukaryota, Metazoa, Chordata, Actinopteri, Salmoniformes, Salmonidae. The record is from RefSeq and is a predicted model, not a curated record. Gene Ontology annotation, molecular function: protein dimerization activity; nuclear receptor binding.
AUCGGCCGGGCAGUUCAAGGAGGAUUUGUGCUGUAGUUUGUCAGCUGUCAUUAGGAGCAGAUGACACAGGAGGGUAAUCUGCUUUUUGCGCACGUCCUUGCUCCAGCAUGUUCCUCUGUCUACAUCGCUGUGUAGUUUCUACAGUGCGGUGACUGCCUGCCUGGACUCAACGUUAUUAGGCUAUCUAACUGAGAGGGCUGCUCCUGUUUUUGCUGUGAAACUGAAACUACAGUAGCCAUGGGUCAGACACUGUGGAUUUGCGGACCCACCUUUGGUCAAAGCGUUGGUGAUAUUUGCUGAAGAUGAGUAGUGCGGGGGAGAACACCCCCGACCCUGCUGCCAGGGGAGAGUCCCUGAAGCGAAAAGAAUGUGGCCCAGACCUCCUGGGGCCCAGCCCCAAGCGGAGCACGGAAAAGCCGAACCGGGAGCAUGAAAACAAAUACAUUGAAGAACUGGCUGAGUUGAUCUUUGCAAACAUCAACGACAUUGACAACUUCAAUGUCAAGCCUGACAAAUGUGCAAUCUUGAAAGAAACUGUGAAGCAGAUUCGUCAAAUAAAAGAGCAGGAGAAAACAACUACUGCCAAUGCAGAGGAUGUACAGAAAGCAGACGUCUCGUCAACAGGCCAAAGCGUUAUUGACAAAGAUGCUCUUGGACCAAUGAUGCUCGAGGCCCUGGACGGGUUCUUCUUUGUGGUGAACAUGGAGGGGAACAUUGUGUUUGUGUCUGAGAACGUGACCCAAUACCUGCUGUAUAACCAGGAGGAGCUGAUGAACACCAGCGUCUACAGCGUCCUGCACGUAGGAGACCACGCGGAGUUCAUCAAGAACCUGCUGCCCAAGUCCCUGGUGAACAGCAGGGCACCGCGGUCCAGUGAGAACCCCAACAGGAAUAGCCACACGUUUAACUGCCGCAUGUUGGUCAACCCCCACGGGCCCGAGGAGGGGGGCGUGCAGGAGCCCAAGGACCAGGAGGUGCAGCAGAAAUACGAGACCAUGCAGUGUUUCGCCGUGUCCGAGCCAAAGUCCAUCAAAGAGGAGGGAGAAGUUUUUUUUUCUUCUCCUCCUCGUCUAGAUUUCCAGUCUUGUCUGAUCUGUGUGGCACGAAGGGUUCCAGUCAAAGAGAGGCCCAUGCUCCCGACAUAUGAGAGCUUUACCACCAGGCAGGAUCUCCAAGGUAAGAUCACAUCGCUGGACACCAGUCUGUUGAGAGCCUCCAUGAAGCCAGGCUGGGAGGACCUGGUAAGGAGGUGCAUCCAGAGAUUCCACCUGCAGAACGACGGGGAGAUGUCCUUUGCGAAAAAGCAUCAGCAAGAAGUCCUGAGACAGGGCCAUGCGUUCAGCCCUCUGUAUCGCUUCUCCCUCUCCGACGGUACCAUUGUGUCAGCCCAGACCAAGAGCAAGCUAGUGCGCUCCCCAGCCACCAAUGAACCACAGCUCUACAUGUCCCUCCACAUCCUCCAGAGGGAGCACACGAUCUGUGGUAUGAACCCGGACAUGUCUGGACAGGGACAGGGGAUGGGGAAGCAGCCAAUGAACCACAUGUCCUCGCUGACCCCUCCCAGUGUGGUUGGGCCGUCCUGUGGGCUAGGGGUCCAGGGCCAGGACACAAUGGUCAGCAGCAAUACCAACAUGGCCGCCAUGGGGGGCCUGCAGGGUGGACGUUAUGGAUGCCAUGGGACUAUGAACCGCACCCCCACUCCUCAGGGUGGCAGCAACUAUGCACUCAAGAUGGGGAUGAACAGCCCGUCGCAGGGAAGCCCCAGUGUGACCUCUCAGGGGGGUCAGGGUGGUGGUGGUACCAUGCUAUCUCCACGCCACCGCCAGAGCCCCAGUGUGGCAGGUAGCCCCCGGGUUCCUCCCCCAGGACCCUUCUCCCCGACGGGCAGCCUUCACUCUCCGCCAGGAGGGUGUAACAGCACAGGGGUGGGGAACAGCCAUGGUGGCUACACUGGUAACAGCUCCCUCAACGCACUUCAGGCCCUCAGCGAAUGCCACAGGGUUUCCCAGGCGCAGCCCUCAGAGUCACCUGACAGAAAGCCAAGCAACCUGCUGCAGAUGCAGAGUCCCCCUGGUAGUGGUGGAGCCAGCAGCAGGAACAACUCCAGGCAGCUGGCCAACCGCAGCAGCACGUCUGAGAGAGAGAUGGAGAUGUUUGGAGUGUACGGAGAGCAGUCCCAGCCAGACGGGGAGGAGAGGGAGGACGGGGAGCAAAGGGAGUCGAAAGACGGCACCCCCGAGCCCUUUGGAGGAGGAGGGCCGGGAGGAGAGCUGACUGACGCCCAGAACAGGCUCCUCAACAGCAAGGGCCACACCAAGCUCCUGCAGCUGCUCACCAACAAGUCAGAGCACAUGGAGCCCUGCUCGCCCCACGGGGGAGGGGACCCUAACUAUAAGGACCCUGGGACGGGGCCGGAGGGCCACAACAACCACUCCUCCUCGCUGAAGGAGAAACACAAGAUCCUCCACAGACUCCUCCAGAACAGCACGUCCCCGGUGGAGCUGGCCAAGCUGACGGCCGAGGCCACGGGGAAGGACCUGGGUCUGGACCAAGGAGGACCAGACAGCAUGGCUUCCAGUGUGGCUGAGAUGGCCACCAAGCAAGAGCCCAUCAGCCCCAAGAAGAAGGACAACGCACUGCUGCGCUACUUGCUGGACAAAGACGACAACACCAUGCAGGAGAAAGGCAUCAAGAUGGAGCCAGGGACAGAGAUGAAGCUGGCCAAUGUGAAGAUGGAGAAGCAUGACCCGGGAUACAACAUGGCAGAUCAGUCUAGUGAGCUGGAAGACAUAUUGGAUGAUCUGCAGUGUAGCCAGCAGCAGCAGCUCUUCUCAGGCCAGCACCAGCAGCAGUCCAGACCCGUGUCUCUGCCCACCAACGUAGACAAGCAGUCCAUUAUCAAUGACAUCCUGCAGAUGACCGAGAACAACAGCAGUCCCACGGGCACCAACACCCAGCAGAAGGCCUUUCCAGGCAUGGGCCCAGGACACUUCAAUGGUCCCAGGAUGGGCCAGCCAGGACGAGUGCCCCCUGUCCGCGGUAUGUCCCUGGAUCAGUCCAAUAUGUCUGCCAAUGGUUCUCCCCGGCCCUUCCCUCUUCCCAGGAACAGCAGCCCCUACUCUGUCAUGCAGCAGCAAGCCAUGAUGGGAAACCACGGGAUGCUGCAGAGCCAGGCUAACAUGGGCAACGCAGGCAUGCCCCGGGCUGGCAUGCAGCAGGGUUGGGGUCCUCAGGGGCCAAUGGGCCAGGCUCUGCAGCAGAGAAUGGGGCCUGAUGGUCGCAUGGUGCCCAACGUCUCUGCUGGAGUCCCCAUGAGGCCCAGCAACCAGCAGCCUGGACCCAGACAGAUGGUCUCCAUGCAGAUGACGGGAAAUGAGAUGGAGAUGGCUGGUCCUCCCUACCCAGGGCAGCAGGCACCGCCCAAUCAGACUGCCCCGUGGCCUGACCGCAUGAUGUCUGUAGACCGUGGACUUUAUGACAACCAUAACAGACAGGUGUAUGGUAACCCCCAGGAGGAGGCGCUGUGUCCCCCCUCGCGGUCUGGGGAGGGGCCCUUGGAUGGGGACGCCCUGCUCAGCCAGCUCUACUCAGUGCUGAAAGACUUUGACGGCCUGGAGGAGAUUGACCGCGCCCUGGGAAUCCCCACUCUGGUCAGUCAGGGCCAGCAAGUGGAGCAGGAGCAGUAUCCUAGUCAGGAGUCGCCCAUGAUGAAGCCACCCAUGUACAGCCAGCACUACCCCCAGGCUGGCAGCAUGGCACAGGGCAACUACAUGGGCCAUCAAGACCCUGCUUUCCACGGUAUGCCCGGUCUGAUGGGCCAGCGGAUGGGCUACCCCAUGCUGCGACUCCCUGCCCGACCAUUAGGCCCGGUGCCCGCCCAACCCAACAACCUGAGGCUGCAGCUGCAGCACCGACUACAGGCACAGCUGCAGAAUCGUCAGCCAAUGAUGAAUCAGAUGGGCGUGUCCAACAUAAACUUACCUCUCAGACCCAGUGUACCCAACCAGGGAACCCUUAAUGCUCAGAUGUUGGCCCAGAGACAGAGGGAGUACCUGAGUAACCACCUGCGGCAGCGCCAGCAGCACGUCCACCAGAGAGCCAUGCUAAUGCGGGCCCAGGGCCUCAACAUCCCCCCCAAUAUGGCUGCAGUGGCUGGGGCAGUUGGGCCCUCGCAGUCCCCCGGCAUGCCCUCCGGCUCCAUGCCUGCCUCCAUGGGCACCAACCCUCGGAUCCCCCAGGCAAACCCCCAGCAGUUCCCCUACCCGGCCAGCUACGGUACUGGGCUCACAUCCCCACCGCCCUCCACCAGCCCCUUCUCCCCGCUGUCCCCUGGUCUCCCGGGGGCUCAGCAGCUCCUCUCCCCUCUCCACUCCUCCCCGAUCCCGCAUGGCUCCUCCCAGAUGAGUCUGGCUAAUCAGCAAGGGAUGAUGGGAAACGUAGGCGGACAGUUUGGAGCCGCAGUGAGUCCACAAAUGCAGCAGCACAGUGCCUUCCAGUUUCCCAGCUCAGGUAUCAACCAGCAGCAGCAGGACGCAGGCUUCAUCGGCGGCGCCACCCCCCAGAGCCCUGUCAUGUCCCCACGCAUGAGCCAUGCCCAGAGCCCCAUGAUGCAACAGCAGACCCAGGCCAACUCCACCUACCAGCCAUCCUCUGAGAUGAACGGCUGGCCUCAGGGCAACAUGUCAGGAAACAGCAUGUUCACGCAACAGUCUCAGCAGUACGUGCCCCAACAGCCUAACAGUGGAAUGUACAACGGCAGCAACGCCAACCCGAACAUGAGCGGUGUCCCCAUGGCCUCCAACGCCAACGGCAGCAUGAACAACAUGAACCAACUGUCAGCAGGCCAGAUGACCAUGACCUCUGUGUCUACAGAAAGCCUUUCCUCCAUGGGCCCUGAGCAGAACUAUUGCUAACCCCGGUCGAUUGUGGGACAACACAGUAUAAACGGCCAACACUCAAUGAAAACACUGGCAUCCAACCAAUCAAGGAGCUCCUGCAGUUCUACCCGGGUCUUUGAUUGGACAAAGACUCACCAACUGAAGAACACAACUUCCUGAACCAACCAACUGCAUUCACCUUAGUGUGACUUAGGUCCUCUCCAUACACACACACUCAAAAACACACAUGUAGCUAGGUCGAUAAACUGAAAUUAUCAACACCAACCAUACCGACCACUUAUCGCACGCAUUUUGCUGAUAUCGUUCAUUACGAUAAGUAGCCUAUACUAGAGAAAUGUGAAGUAUGAAAUACACUACCUGUUAAAAGUUUGGACACACCUACUCAUUCCAGGGUUUUUGUUUAUUUUUACUAUUUUCUACAUUGUAAAAUAAUAGUGAAGACAUCAACUAGGCAAAGGGUGGCUACUUUGAGGAAUCUCAAAUAAAUAAAAUAUUUAGAUUUGUUUAACACUUUUUUUUGGUUACUACAUGAUUCCAUAUGUGUUAUUUCAUAGUUUUAAUGUUUUCACUAUUAUUCUACAAUGUAGAAAAUAGUAAAAAUAAAGAAUAACCCUUGAAUGAGUAGGUAUGUCCAAACCUUUUGCCUGGUGCUGUAGGUUUGCUAAUAUGGGUUAAUGUUAAUGGGACAAUUGUAGGCUACAACCAUCAAACUAGUAGUAGUUUAAAGGAUAAUAAAUUAACUGUGGUAAACUUAUCGUUCUAUUUAUCAUUAUCGCAUCAAGUCAGGCAAUUUGUCGCAAUAUGGAUUUUUGUCCAUAUCGUCCAGCUCACACUGACACUUGCAUACACACAAUGGAUACAGACAAACACACGUAUACAUACAUGCAUACAACGGACCCAUACUCACAGAAUAUAGACUCAAAACUGAUCCUGUCAGCAGGCAUCUGGUCAGAUGAAUGUAUUAAUUAAGGGAUAGAACCCAGACUAUGGCUCCCGUCAGAAAAUACACUCUUUACUACUCUCUCUCCGGGUCUUUAAAAAAAUAUAUAUAUUUUCUUUGUGCGUUUGUGCUGUAUACACAUGCACGGGUGUGAGACAAGUGAUAUAUUAUAAAUGGCUCGAAGAGCAUAAACUAUACAAUUGUGUUUGAUUUUGAAUGGUUAUAUUGUAAGCCUAACUAAAGUAGUCUCUUGAAAGGUUUAUAAAAUAAAUGUUUUACAGGUAUUUAUAGUUUUUAAACUUUAGAAACAUUAUUUGUAUGACACUAUAAUAGGGAGGAAAUGGUUAAGUGACUUAACAAGUAUCCCUUAAAAUGUUACCUUAUUGUGUCUAAUUGAAUUACUUAUUUUAAGUCCUGUAGUUUUAGAUGAAAUGUUAAAGUGAAUCCCCCUGCUGCGAUAUGUAUGAAGGUGAAUGUUCAUAGGUUGUGUAUAUAUUGCAGUAUAAAUUAAUGAAAUAAGAUGUCUGUUUUCUCUCCAGCCUGGUGUUACAAAAAACAACCACUGAAAUGUGACAGUCAUAUCGUUUGUGUUGAUUACCUCACAAAGGACUGUUUUUUUUUCAGGGUUUCAACUCAUUGCAUAAUGAUUUUUCCUUGCACUUCACCUCAACCUCAAAAUGAAAGGAAUGGACAGGCCUGCCAACAGGCAUAACUGAAUUCUUUAGGGUGGUCUCUGACUGUUGAUUGGGGGUAAUGUCUAUAGAUCACCUGGAAGGUACAAAACAAGUUCUGCUUCAGUCAUGUGUAAAAUGGACAGGCAAUAUGUAUUUUUCACGCCAUAUUCCUGUACUACUCCAGUUUAGUUAUAGUCUGUAAGCACAUAGGAAAUAUGAGAUCUCACAGAACUUCUAAUUUUUAAAAAGAAUAAUAUAUAAUUUUGCUUUUUUUUUGAAGAAUGAAAAUUCCAAAUUGUCUGCAAAUGCUGAAAUGAAGUUGGCCUCACAUAAUCAAGUGUUUGUGAAAAUGUGUGGCCAGAAAAUAUCUAUUUUGUAGGUUUGCACUGGUUAUUAUGAUAUCUCUUUGACGAUGCAAAGGAUAUUUCUUAUUUUUGUGAUGGCCAAUUUCUCCCAAUUCAUGUAACAUUUUCCUAAACCAGGCAUUUUUUAAGAGUUGAGCAAAUUUUGAAGAUUAGGAUGCUCUGAUGCAAAUUAAGUCACAAAAAAAGGAAAGAUUUUUUUUUUGUCAUAGAAUGGAUGUACUGCUCUCGUUGCAAAUCCAAAGAUUUUACAAUACAACCUUUAAAAUAAACGUAAGCCAUGAAGUGUUACUGUGUUAACAGCCUUUUGUAAGGUAUGCAUCUUGGCAAUCACGACGACAAGUUUUAAGGAAAGAGUGUGCAUACGAAUAUUCAAUUCACUCACAAGGUUUGGUUGAAUUGAAUUACCUUUUUCUUCUCUGAUUCUGACUGAUCAAUAUUUUUUUUUCUUAAUUUAUAGUUUGCUAUUUGAUCAAUUGGUAAAUAUUACAUGCAAGUACCUUAACAUGCUAAAGACCUAGCAUAAUGCCUUAGACCUGUUUUUCUGUAUUGUGUAUUACUGUGAAGUUGACAGUUGUAUCAUAUAUGUAUAGUGAGAUGACAAUACUGAAGUGUGCAUCGUCACUCAAUGGCCAUAUCUGAAAUGGCACCCUAUAUAGGAUGCCAUUUCAGAUGCAACCAUUGUACUUAUGCUAUGGUUAGACUACUACACCCCUGGCUUAUUUGGUUGGUUUUCACAGAUCUUUUUUUCUCUCCCACAUUUUUAUUUGUGAUCAGUUGUGGGUUGUAUUAUUUGUACAGUUGUUUCAUAUUGACUGUCUUUUAAGAUGAGUAUGUAAACAACGAAAUGGUAAAUCAAAGCAAUAUUGUAAAACAAGAGUUUUCGUGUAGAAAGCUCAUUGUUACGGUUCAGAAAUGUAUUUUUGCAGGUGUGAUGUUCAUAUUAAAUAGCACUAUGUUCACCUGCAUCGAUGUUCAUCCACUGUGGGCAUUUUAUGCAAAAUUAAUUUACACCUUAUGCAAGCUGUUGACUAAUAUUGCUUUUGCCAAUGCUGCUUGCUAAUUUAUGAUUUAUGGCAUUGUAAAUAAAUUAUUUUUAUUAUGUUGA